AGAGCUAACGCCAUCACACACAGUGGCGACAACAAGGCGAGCUCCGAUUUGAUGGCCACAACAGCCGCAGCCUUUAUUGCACUUCUCUGAUUCCACCAGAACACCAAUGGAAUAAUAGUGCUCCGGAUUAUUAAGUGCACUUCAAACGGCAGCAGCCUCUCUCUGAGGUCGGCUUGCCCUGACCUGUCAAUCAAAUCACAUCCACCAGAAUUUGUGUGAAGGGUCUCUGUUUUGGUGGUGAACAAAGCAAUGUGGAGAAAAUAAAGAUCCUGAUACGGAGAAAAACAGAGAUUAUAGAUAAUGGGCUGUGUGCAAUGCAAGGAUAAAGAAGCAACCAAACUCACAGACGACAGAGACACAAGCAUCUCCCAUGGUGCGAGCUACCGCUAUGGGGCUGACCCCACGCCACAGCACUACCCCAGCUUUGGGGUCACGGCUAUCCCCAACUACAACAAUUUUCACACACCUGUUGGACAGGGGAUGACUGUUUUUGGUGGGGUCAGCACUUCCUCUAACACUGGAACCCUCAGGACCCGUGGUGGGACAGGAGUCACCCUCUUUGUGGCACUAUAUGACUACGAAGCACGGACAGAAGAUGACCUCAGUUUCAGAAAAGGAGAAAGGUUCCAGAUCAUCAACAGCACUGAAGGGGACUGGUGGGACGCUCGUUCGCUCACCACUGGUGGCAGUGGUUAUAUCCCCAGUAAUUACGUGGCUCCGGUGGAUUCCAUCCAGGCUGAGGAUUGGUAUUUUGGUAAACUGGGGCGGAAGGAGGCCGAACGACAGUUGCUCUCCACUGGGAACCCACGGGGUACUUUCCUCAUCCGGGAGAGUGAAACCACAAAGGGUGCCUUUUCCUUGUCCAUACGGGACUGGGAUGAUGUGAAAGGCGACCAUGUCAAACAUUAUAAGAUCCGCAAGUUGGACAGUGGUGGCUACUACAUCACCACUAGGGCUCAGUUUGAUUCACUACAACAGCUGGUUCAGCACUAUUCAGACCGAGCCGCCGGUCUCUGUUGUCGCUUGGUGGUUCCCUGCCACAAAGGGAUGCCCCGCCUCACUGACCUGUCAGUCAAAACCAAAGAUGUGUGGGAGAUCCCGCGGGAGUCACUGCAGCUGAUAAAGCGUCUUGGGAAUGGGCAGUUUGGGGAAGUCUGGAUGGAGUGUGCGAAUGGUUUGAGCUUUAAAUUAACUGGCGUGUGUGUGAACUACAUCCCUGACACUGUGGGCUUGAGUCAUGAUGCCUGGGAGAUCCGAAGAGAAGCCCUUGAAUUGAAGUUAAAGCUGGGCAAAGGAUGUUUUGCUGAGGUUUUUUACGGAACAUGGAACGGCACCACAAAGGUAGCUGUGAAGACUCUGAAACCUGGAACCAUGUCCCCUGAGUCCUUCCUGGAGGAAGCUCAGAUCAUGAAGAAACUCCGCCACGACAAGCUGGUCCAGUUGUACGCUGUCGUGUCUGAGGAGCCUAUUUAUAUCGUCACAGAGUACAUGGGCAAAGGAAGUCUACUGGACUUUUUGAAGGACGGAGAAGGGCGAGGGUUGAAGCUGCCCAAUCUUGUGGAUAUGGCUGCCCAGGUGGCAGCAGGUAUGGCUUACAUAGAGAGGAUGAAUUACAUCCACCGAGACUUACGCUCUGCCAACAUUCUGGUGGGAGACAACAUGGUGUGUAAGAUCGCCGACUUUGGCCUCGCCAGACUCAUCGAAGACAACGAAUACACCGCACGGCAAGGUGCAAAGUUCCCCAUCAAGUGGACCGCCCCGGAGGCCGCGCUGUACGGCAAGUUCACCAUCAAGUCGGACGUGUGGUCGUUUGGCAUUUUUCUGACAGAGCUGGUCACCAAGGGUCGAGUGCCUUACCCGGGCAUGAACAACCGUGAGGUGCUGGAACAGGUGGAUCGAGGCUACAGGAUGCCAUGCCCCCAGGACUGCCCCAUCUCCCUGCAUGAGCUCAUGCUGCAAUGCUGGAAGAAAGACGCAGAGGAGCGACCCACCUUCGAGUACCUGCAGGCCUUCUUGGAGGACUACUUCACAGCCACCGAGCCUCAGUACCAGCCCGGAGAUAACCUCUAAACGUUCUUCCUCCCUGCCUCUAGGUUGGAGCUGGAUGCAAAAAAAAAAAAACACAAACUGGAAUCUUCCUGGACUUGUCGCUAUUUUAUUUGGGGGGACAAAGCAUCCUUCCGCUCAACUCAUUUCAUUUCCUACACCCCCUCUAGUGUAUGAAGUCUGCUAUGCCAUAAGAGGUGAGUUUGGAGGCAGGGGUUGGAUGCGAUACUUGUAUUCAGUGUAAAUAUUUUUUUAAAAGGGUUGUUUUAGUUUGUAUGUCUGCUUCAAUUCAAGAUAUAUUUUUCAUCUGCCAAAAGUGAAGGUGAAGAACCAUUUCAUCUGUCUGUGUAUAAUUCCUACAGAUUACGUUGAAACCCAAUCCUCCGCCACAUCUGAUUAUGUCUUCCAUCUCCUGAGGUUUUAUUUUGCUUUCCCCAGAUUGCUUGCUGUCUUAUAGAUACUGCUGUCUGUCUGGAAUUACAUCAUAGUUUUUUUUUUUUUUUUUUUUUUUUUUUUUUUUUUAAACUGACCAUGUACAGAUUGUCAACAUAUCCCUCCCCCCUAAUAUUUUCCCAAAUUGUGAUCAGGUGGAAAAUAGGGGUAUCCCAAUACCGCGACAAAUUGUCUGGAGGUGUUAUUGUAAUUUCUGUGGUCUGCGAUUGGUUGGCAACAGAUUGCUCCAAAUCAGUCAGUUCAGAAAUCCAAUCCAUGUGUCAUCCCUGCUGAUAUUAUAUCUGAUCAAUAUCGAUAUCGUAUCAGAAGUGAAACCGUAUCGGGACACCCCUAGUGGAAAAGUCAUCGUUACACAAUUAGCAUCCAUUUUUAAUUUCCUCAAAUAGGGAACUAUGGUUGCCAGGUCCAUCAGACGAUUUGAGCAAAUAAAAGCCUCUGCGCAAACAGAUGCCUCUAUUUUUUUUUUUUUUUAAUCGUAUUUCCUCAAAUAUUCUAGUUGCCUCCAGUUUACGUCACCAGAUGUAAGGGGCACUUAAAGGAAUUAACACCUCUCACUGAUUUGAUGGUCACCCUGUUUCGUCCAAUUCAAGAUAUAAAUCUCUCUCCCGAAAAUAACUCAACUAUUACAGACACUUGAAAGAACACUUAUUGAAAUAAAUGCCUAUCCAUGUAGAUGCUUUAUCCUUUCACAGAGAUUUGUACAAAUAAGGGCGUCUCAAAUAUGUAAACAAUUGGUGUCCUUUGCAGUUUGGUACAUUAAAAAAAAGCCUGAGCCACUUUUGGAGGAAAUCUUGUACUUUAAGAAGACGGUAUGCAAGAUGUGGUCUGUCAUUGCAGGAUUUUUUUCGAUUUGUUUACAGUGGGUGGCAACACAGUUGUACAGCAAAUUGAUUAAUUAGGCUUCUUAUGCCAUUUUUUUUAACAUCAAAAUGUUUUGUUAAUUAAGUGAUAUGUCUUUUUUCAGGGUCAAAAGGACAAUAAACUAACAGUUUCUAAGUGA
Messenger RNA from Syngnathus typhle (broad-nosed pipefish), 3499 nucleotides. RefSeq names its product tyrosine-protein kinase Fyn. Gene Ontology annotation, biological process: protein phosphorylation; cell differentiation; innate immune response. The coding region runs from base 301 to 2070 and encodes 589 amino acids. Gene Ontology annotation, molecular function: ATP binding; signaling receptor binding; non-membrane spanning protein tyrosine kinase activity. The transcript has 15 exons. Gene Ontology annotation, cellular component: extrinsic component of cytoplasmic side of plasma membrane. The record is from RefSeq and is a predicted model, not a curated record. Lineage: Eukaryota; Metazoa; Chordata; Actinopteri; Syngnathiformes; Syngnathidae.